GAUGGCGUUGGAGAGAGCACGAAUCAAGCCAUCCCCCAUACUUAUCGCAUCCUCUCCCCACGACUUUCGCCUGACUCUCGCUGCUGUUGACCUGUCUGUGCGAGCUGUUGUCGCGAUCUCUCAUCAUAUCAAGGUGAAGUUGUGAGAGAGUAUCGACCAUCAUGAGCUGAACCAAUAACCAUCUCCAUCGAUCGACUUUGGUGGUCUUUGUACCUACAAGGACAGAUUUUUUUUCUCUUGUUCGACAUCCACGACUUUUUCGGGCCCACGAUUUCGCGAAACCACGGUUAUUUUACACUCUCGUGUCGGGCUGUUUAAGCCUUCAGAUUCCCCUCGACCUCCACUCACAUCUCAUCUCAGUUUCCAACCUCUUGCAGUGUUAUGGCUGUGAAGGAAAAGAAGAAAACAAAAGUCGCUAUGGGUUCUACAUCGGCUACAUCACAUAAAACAUGCGAGAGUUCUGUCAUGGUUGACUCGUCAGGACUUUUGCAAACACUUCAAGGGCACGUUGAAGAAGUUCGUGCACUGAUACAAUGUGGUAUCUGUGUUCGGCCCUUGUACGAGCCGUAUACAUUGGCGUGUGGCCAUACUUUCUGCUAUGGAUGCCUCACAUCAUGGUUCAGUAGCGGGAGAUCUCACAAAACUUGUCCAGACUGUAGAGCUCAAGUCAAGAUUCAACCGGCUCCUGCAUACUUGGUCCGAGCCAUCGUCCAAAUGUUUACCAGUAACGCGGAACUCUUAGAAAAAGGCGAAACGACGGCAGAACAUUCAAAGAAUCAACGCGAGGAAGCGGAAAAACUCGAAAAGGACAAAACAAACGACAACCCCACUACCGGUGGUCUAUUUCAAGGUUGCUUCAAGCCUAAACCCCAUCCCAUGGGUCCCAUUUUCGAUGCCGAAGACGGCGUAGCGAGGUGUCCGAAUUGUGCUUGGGAGCUCGAAGAUGACGGCUGUCUAAAUUGUGGAUAUCAUGUUGAGGACGGUACGAUCGACUCCGACGAUUACUCCGAAAUGACGGACGAAGAUGACGAGGACGAAGACGAAGACGAGGAUGAAGAUGAAGACGAUGAUGAUGUAGAUGAUGAUCAUUCUACCGACUAUGAAGGUGGAUGGGGGGACUACGCGCCUGAUAUACCAUUUGAUGUUGCCCGGCAGGUAUACGAUGUAGUCGAUAUGGGUGAGCACCCUAUUUUUGGGCAUCACCAUUACCAAGUUCACAAUCAUCAAUUCAUGCCACCUCUCUGGUUAGGAGAAGGUAGUUACAGCAAUAUGGAUCAAACAGACGUUUCUUCAAUGACCCAUACGAGUGAUGGUGAAUCUGAUGAUUCCGACAACUCGGAAGAAGACGACGAGGAUGAGGAGAUGGACUCAUUCAUCGACGACGGUUCUAUGCACUAUGAGAACAGUGAAGACGGAUACAACACAGAUCGGUCUACGGUAGUAGGUGAUCGAAGCGAUGAAAUCGAUCCGGGAACAGAUCCCGAGAGCCCAGAAAGCUAUGGAGGUCGCUGUCCUGAUUUCCAUCAUAGAUCGGAUCCCGAGGACGAGGGCGACGAAGAUGAGGAGGACGAACCAAUUCGACCAGCACCCAUUCGAAGAGCGGGCCAGAAUCCAUCGUACCGAAGUAAUCCCAUCUCUAGAAUGGGCUUGAGCAGAAAUUACAGGGGGCCUGCACCAACCUCCCCGGUUCAAAACCGCCCAGCUAGCGGGACAUUAUUCGGUAGAGGAGUAGGAGGAGGAGCUUUCAGAAUGCCUCGGAGAAUCUCAAUAAACAGUUCACCUCGCGCUUCUGGCGCCGGGACAUCAGCCACUAAUGCGAUCAACGUCGAAGAUGACUCUGAAGACGAAAUGCCAGUCCCCGCAACAAGGAGAUCGAGAAACAAUAGACGAUGAAAGAGCCGCAUACACCAAAAAUAAAUUGGGAUAAGCAGCCUCAACACGAGCGCAGUGGCUAAUCGGAUAGGGAUAAUGCCAUUCUGUUUGGAAGGGAGAAUAUCAUUAAUCAUCAUCAGUAACAGAACACCCAUGAAUAUCCACAACAUAUUGCCAUAUGACCGUCAUGAUCAACACAAUAGCAUUAGAGCAGGAGUAAUAGCCAAUUGAUGAAAUUACUUUCGUGCCAGGAGAGGGACAAUAUAUUAUUUUAUUUGAUUUUUCC
This is a messenger RNA of Talaromyces stipitatus ATCC 10500, 2158 nucleotides long. RefSeq lists its product as uncharacterized. Gene Ontology annotation, cellular component: nucleus. NCBI's taxonomy places the organism in Eukaryota, Fungi, Ascomycota, Eurotiomycetes, Eurotiales, Trichocomaceae. Bases 382 to 1893 code for a protein of 503 amino acids. Gene Ontology annotation, molecular function: ubiquitin protein ligase activity; metal ion binding. Gene Ontology annotation, biological process: proteasome-mediated ubiquitin-dependent protein catabolic process. The transcript is spliced from 4 exons. The record is from RefSeq and is a predicted model, not a curated record.